AACUGGGACAGUCGCUGCCUUUGAGAGGUGAAAUGGCGCAGAAAGGAGUUCAGCUGGACCAGAAAACUUUCUCCUGUUCAAUCUGUCUGGAUCUCCUGAAGGAUCCGGUGGCUAUUCCCUGUGGACACAGCUACUGCAUGGGCUGCAUUAAAAGCUUCUGGGAUGAAGAGGAUCAGAAGAAAGUGUACAGCUGCCCUCAGUGCAGGCAGGCCUUUGCUCCGAGGCCUGUCCUGCUGAAAAACAUCAUGUUAGCAGCUUUAGUGGAGCAGCUGAAGGGAACUGGACUCCCAGCUGCUCCUGCUGAUCUCUGCUAUGCUGGACCUGGAGAUGUGGCCUGUGAUUUCUGCACCGGGAGGAAAACGAAAGUCUUCAAGUCGUGUCUGGUCUGUCUGGUCUCGUUCUGUGAGCAACACCUCCAGCCUCAUUAUGACGUGGCCAAGUUAAAGAAGCACCAGCUGGUGGAGCCCUCUGAGAAGCUGGAGGAGAACAUCUACGCUGGUCAAGGAGCUGCAGCAGGAGUUUCAGUGCCACAGCCCACCACCAGAGCCGGAUUCAGACAAUAUCUAUGUGAAAUCACAAUGGAUCCAGACACUGUCCACCCGUUACUGGUUUUAUCUGAGGGGAACAGAAGAGCAGCAGUGGUAGAAACAGAGCAGCCGUAUUCUGACCACCCAGACAGGUUCAUGGGCUACCAGCAGGUCCUGAGCAGACAGAGUCUGACUGGACGCUGUUACUGGGAGGUGGAGUGGACUGGGACAGCAGUUGAUGUAGCGGUUACGUAUAAAACCAUCGGGAGAGCAGGGAGGUCGCCUGGAUGCAGACUUGGAGCCAACGACAAGUCUUGGGCGUUGAAUUUGGACUCAGACGGCUACAGGUUUUGGCACAAUAAUCGUAUUGUAUUACAUGUCCCAGGUCCUCUGUGCUCCAGACUGGGAGUGUACCUGGACCACAGUGCAGGCGUUCUGUCCUUCUACAGCGUCUCUGAGACCAUGACCCUCCUCCACAGAGUCCAGACCACGUUCACCCAGCCGCUCCACGCUGGACUCUGGCUUGGUUCUCAUGGAGACUCUGCUGAGUUGUUCACAAGCAAGUAGACUGAAGUCUGACUGACUUUACAGCUUGUCUUUGUUGCUUUGGUACAUUUGUCAGAUCAGAAUUUAAAUUCUCAAAGUCUCUUGUGUAGAUGAUAGAAACUAUUUUUCACCCUUUUGAACAAAUUGCAAGUGAUCCUGCUGUUUCCUGCAUUAUUACACUGUAAAAAAAGGUGUUUAAAAACCAGAUCAAACAGUAAAUCUGAGGAAAUGAUCUUGCUGCAUGGACAGAUAAUUGACCUUGACAAGAUUUAUUAAAUUAAGAUUAUUAAAUCUAGAAAUAGGCAUGUUGAACACUUAAAAUAAUAAAUUAACUCUUAAAACCAGAUAAAGUAAAGCUGCCAGCAGUGAUGAACUGGCCCGAGCAGAGUGACCUGAUGAUUAUUUGGUUCUUACCAAGAUAAGAAAAAACUUUAGAUUUAGAAGUGUUAGAUCAUUUAUCUUGUUUGAUCUAUUUGGUCUGGUUUAGUUGGUUUAGUUGGUUUGGUUUAGUUGAUUUGGUUUAGUUGGUUUGGUUGAGUUAGUUUGGUUUAGUUGGUUUGGUUUGGUUAAGUUGGUUUGGUUUGGUUUGGUUUGGUUUGGUUUGGUUGAGUUGGUUUGGUUGGUUUGGUUUGGUUUGGUUUGGUUGAGUUGGUUUGGUUUGGUUGGUUUGGUUGAGUUGGUUUGGUUGGUUUGGUAUCAUAACAUUACUAGUAUUAAUUGUUGUAAAUCUCUGAAGAAUCUCAUCAUAGUGUACACACACCGGCAGUAGUGGCCCUUUCACUAUUUACCCAGAGGACAUUUCCUAGUUUAUUUUCUUUGUGUUGUAUUUUUUUUAGUUAUUUCAGAUAUAAAAGUCUCAUGGGAAAUACUCAAUAAUGUCUUAGUUGGAAUUACUUAAAAAGAUAAAUACAAAUUGUUACAACUAUUUUUUAAGUUGAGCCAGAGUAAUUUUGUCAGAAUGAAGAAGUUGACGGAACGGUCAACGUUGCUUCGUUUUACAUCAGGACAUGAUGAAGCUCUGUCAUAGACUCCAGACGGUUAAAUCCUGUAUUUUGUUUUUAAACUUAUUUUGUCUCCUGUUUGUUGCUUUGACAUCUUCUCAUUAGUUGAUAUAUAUUUAUAUAAUUGUAUGUGCUGAAGGCCGUGGCUGCUCAUUAUAAUGUUUGUUUACCUGAAGCUCGUCUCUCUGCAUGACAAUAUCAACUCUGAAUGUUUGAUGAAUAUUAAUAUUGAUGUGUUUGUGUUCUGUGUUUCCAGUGCAGGAGUCCUUUAUUUAGUCCUUUAUUUAGUCCUUUAGUUCCAAGAGAAACUAUAGAACUGUAACGAUCAGGAUCAUAAUCAGUGAUGUAAUCCUUAUCAGAGAACUGAUAAUAUGUGAAAAUACUGAAGGUUUAUACAAUAAACAAGGUUUUUUCUUUCUUCUUCUUUGAACAAUAUAUUUUGUUAUUUUCUUCAUUCAUAUCAUACAAAGCUGAAGGAGAAAACGUGAAUCUAUUAUGAAAUAUAACUGAGGCAGUUUCCAUCUAAAGUAUCGAUCAAUAUCAGACACACAGACAUUAAUAAUUAUAAUAAUAAUACUAAUUAUACUGUUAACUCUGUGGAGUCUUUUGUCCAUUUUUGAAUCCUUUUCAUGUCUUUUUUGGUCAUUUUUUGUCAUUUUUUGUAAUUUUGUGUCUUUUAAUGAUUUCUUUUGUCAUUUUGUGUCAUUUUUUAGUAAUUGUGUGUCUUUUUUUAGUAAUUUUGUGUAUUUUUUUGGUCAUUUUGCGUCUUUUUUAGUCUUUUAGUCCAACAUAAAAUGUGAUUUUGAAAAUGUGAUGUGAUUUUUU
Messenger RNA from Centropristis striata (black sea bass), 2899 nucleotides. RefSeq names its product tripartite motif-containing protein 16-like. Gene Ontology annotation, molecular function: protein binding. The transcript is spliced from 2 exons. Bases 33 to 1094 code for a protein of 353 amino acids. NCBI's taxonomy places the organism in Eukaryota, Metazoa, Chordata, Actinopteri, Perciformes, Serranidae. The record is from RefSeq and is a predicted model, not a curated record.